Messenger RNA from Coffea arabica (coffee), 4056 nucleotides. The record is from RefSeq and is a predicted model, not a curated record. Lineage: Eukaryota; Viridiplantae; Streptophyta; Magnoliopsida; Gentianales; Rubiaceae.
GCUAACUCCCGCAAAAGUUUUUUAUUAAAAAAAUAAAAAAAAGAAAAGGAAAACGUAUUUGAUUUUGAGCAGGCAUUUUUUCCUCUUUCUGUUAAGUCACUCAGCUCAUAGUUUUUCUUCCUCUUUGCCUUUUCUCUUUACUCUUUUGCAAUUUCAUUAUUACAUUCAAAAUUGACACUCCUAUUUAAUAGGCUAGUUAGAUUGGAGCUUUUUCUUCGUCUCGAUUUUUAGUUUUUAUAAUUUCUUUUGGGUUGAAUUGAUCAUUGUUGCGGUGGGGAAUAAAAAAGGGGAAGAUGUUUUUCUCCGGCGAUUCAUCGACCAGGAAGCGAGUGGAUUUAGGCGGACGGAGUUCCAAAGAAAGAGACCGGAAGAAGCUUGUGGAGCAAACUAGGUUCGAGAGGAAUCGCCGCCUCCAGUUGCGUCAGAACAACUCUGCUGCUCUCAAAAUUCAGAAAUGCUUUAGAGGGAGAAAGCUUGUGGAGGCUGAACGUUCAGAAGUACGAGAGAGGUUUUUUACCAGAUUUGGCAAGCACUUCCAGAUUGUGGACAGGCAAUGCUUUGGUCCAGAUUCUGAUUUUCUCCGCUGGCUACUUUUCUUUUUUAACCCCAAAAAUGCUGCUGAUUGUUCUGCCCUUGUGGAAGUUUGUCAGUUGCUUCAGAAGUUGGAUCAAGAUAAUGUGCUAGAUAUUAUAAGCCUCUUUGCUGGUGCUGACUAUCCAUCCAAUAAAGCCCUGGUGGAGUACAGGGUUAAGAAAUUUGCUUUGGCAUGUAUUCAGGCAAUUUAUGAGAAUAGGAUCCAGUUGAGAGACCAACUAAUGGCAUCUAAACAUUCUGGUGCUCCAGCAAUUCUCUUGUUAGAUGCAUUACAAUGGCUUAGAGUUAGUCUUGUCUUCUCUUGGAUAUCCUUGAAGUUCCUUCUUAUGAGAUGUAUCAUUAAUAGUUGCAUUGCUGUGGAUUACAUGCAGGAAGUAACUAUCCAGGGCCUUGUUGGUGAUGUAUCUUCUUUGGAACGUGUUCUGGCCCUCAUUAUAUCUCAUGUGGGGCAAACACCUUGUGUUUGUCCGAAUGUUGACCCAAGUUGGAGUUUCUCAUCCCAGCUUCUUACAAUUCCUUUCUUGUGGCGUCUUUUUCCGCAUCUAAAAGAGACUUUUGGAGCUCCUAGGUUGAGUCAGCAGUAUUUCCAUCAGAUGGCCCUCUGUGUGAAAAAUCAUAAGAAUGUUCUACCUGAAGAUAUAUCAAGUGAUUUUCCUAGUUUCGCCUGCCUUCUUGGAAAUAUAUUAGAAGCUGCUGGAGUUGCUUUCGCUCACCCUGAGUCAUUUGAUAUGGCUGUAGAUUUUGUGACUCUUGCAACAUUUUUGUUGGAAGCAAUUCCACCCAUCAAAACAUUGAAUGAAGGAGGUAAACAAAAUUCCAAUACUUAUGAUGACGAAAUGCUUGUUGAUGAUGAACGAGCAGAAAAAGUUCUAAAUGGUGAUUUGGAGCUCCAGAUUUAUAAUGCAAUAGAUCCACGCUUUCUUUUGCAAUUGACAAAUGUUUUGUUGGGUGGGGUUUCGCUUGCCAAUAAUUCAUAUAUAGGUGGGCCCAAUGAUAAAGAGGCUGCAGCUGUUGGUGCUGCUUGUGCUUUCCUUCAUGUUAUGUUCAACAUCCUGCCUCUAGAGCGCAUCAUGACUGUGCUAGCUUAUAGAACAGAGUUGGUUCUUGUGCUUUGGAACUUCAUGAAAUGCUGCCAUGACAACUGUAAAUGGUCAUCCUUGUCCAAGCUGUCUGCAUAUUUGCCUGAAGAUGCACCUGGUUGGUUACUACCUUUGGCUGUUUUCUGCCCUGUUUACAAGCACAUGCUUAUGAUUGUUGAUAAUGAAGAGUUUUAUGAGCAAGAGAAGCCACUGCCACUGGAUGAUAUCCGAUGCUUGAUUGUUAUUAUAAGACAGGCCUUGUGGCAACUCCUGUGGCUGAAUCCUGUGGCACCACCUAAUUUUUCCAAGUCCCCUGUUGACACCUUUGCCAUGAAGAAGCACCCAUUGGAAUUUCUUCAGCAUAGAGUUUGUGUUACAGCUUCUGAGCUCUUGUCGCAGUUGCAAGAUUGGAAUAACAGAAGGCAAUUUACACCCCCAAGUGAUUUUCAUGCUGACGGUGUCAAUGAUUACUUUAUCUCUCAGGCGACCAUGGAAAAUACUAAAGCAAAUGAUAUACUAAAACUAGCUCCCUUCUUGGUUCCAUUUACGAGCAGAGCUAAAAUAUUUGCGUCACAGCUUGUUGCGGCAAGGGAAAGGAAUAUACCUCAUGUCCCCUAUGUUAGGAACAGGUUCAGAGUAAGAAGAGAUCAUAUCUUGGAAGAUGCUUUUGAUCAGUUGAAUGCCUUGACUGAAGAGGAUCUUCGAGGACUGAUUCGUGUUACUUUUAUCAAUGAAUUUGGAGCGGAGGAGGCUGGAAUUGAUGGUGGUGGUAUUUUCAAGGAUUUUAUGGAAAAUGUUACUAGAGCAGCCUUUGAUGUACAGUACGGAUUAUUUAAGGAAACGGCGGAUCACCUACUGUUUCCCAAUCCUGGAUCAGGACUAGUACACGAACAGCAUCUCCAGUUGUUUCACUUUCUUGGAACUGUUCUUGCUAAGGCAAUGUUCGAGGGAAUUCUUGUUGAUAUACCAUUUGCAACCUUCUUUCUGAGCAAAUUGAAGCAAAAGUACAAUUACUUGAAUGAUUUGCCUUCCUUGGAUCCAGAAUUAUAUCGGCAUCUGAUAUUUCUGAAGCAUUAUGAAGGUGAUAUCUCAGGGUUAGAGUUGUACUUUGUUAUUGUCAAUAAUGAAUACGGGGAGCAAGCAGAAGAAGAGCUGCUUCCUGGGGGAAAGAAUUUACGGGUGACAAAUGAAAAUGUCAUCACAUUUAUUCAUCUUGUAGCCAACCAUCGUUUGAAUUUUCAGAUACGCCAACAAAGUUCUUAUUUCUUGAGGGGGUUUCAGCAGCUUAUACAGAAAGAAUGGAUUGACAUGUUUAAUGAGCAUGAACUUCAGCUUUUAAUAUCUGGAUCAGUUGAUGGCUUUGAUCUUGAUGAUCUUCGAGCUCAUACCAACUAUGCAGGGGGCUAUCAUCAAGAGCACUAUGUCAUCGAGAUGUUCUGGGAAGUUAUCAAAUGCUUCUCUUUGGAAAAUCAGAGGAAAUUUUUGAAGUUUGUUACUGGGUGUUCUCGAGGGCCCUUGCUUGGGUUUAAGCACUUGGAGCCGUUAUUCUGCAUACAGAGGGCUGCUGGCAGUGCUUCUGAAGAAGCUCUUGACCGAUUACCAACAGCAGCUACUUGCAUGAAUCUUCUAAAGCUUCCUCCAUAUAGAAGCAAGGAGCAGAUGGAACAGAAGUUGCUAUAUGCCAUUAGUGCAGCAGCUGGUUUUGAUCUGAGCUAAUAGAGAGUUGAAUCGUAGGGUUAUCACGGUAGAGAGUUCCAAUUUAAGCAGGCGGAAUUCUCAAGUGUAUUGGAUCAAAGGAAAUAAUUGGUUUGAGGAGAGCACGUGCUUGGUUGGAUUUGAGUACCAUUAGGGCCUUCUGUGGGUAAACUAUACGCUGGUGAUUGUCAACGGGUUGACCAAGUGAAGCCCGAACAGCGGCAUGGGGAGGCAACGUUCAACUUCUCCAAUGUGCAACUGGAUUCUGUGUGGAUACAAGAUUUGCUAGGCUGCUUGGUCUUUAGAUGUACAUAUGUUGGGGUAGCAAUGUAAAUCAUCUUUGAGGAGACAGGCAACUGUACAUGUCAAUGGCCUCCUGCAAGUAGGUCUGGCUGGGAAAGUCGGUUUGGGGUUGUAAAUUUUUGAGAAUCUUAUAUCUCACAUAAAAUCCUCGUUGAUUAAUGGCGGCAGGGGUGGGGGGAAAAAAGAACAAAAGAAGGUUGCCAGACUCUUCUUGAAUGAUAGCGUGCAUAAUGGAUUAAAAGCUGUGCAGAAGGAAGUAUGUACUAAGAGUAUGUAUGUAUAAACUUUAAAGUAAAAUUGCACCACCAGUCCUUUAUACGUUGCAUUUGUAUUUUUUUUGGGGCCCUUACUUUCAAAAUGAUGCAAGUAUAUCCCUUACAAACAC